Messenger RNA from Clupea harengus (Atlantic herring), 816 nucleotides. RefSeq names its product small nuclear ribonucleoprotein polypeptide A' (gene snrpa1). Gene Ontology annotation, molecular function: protein binding; U2 snRNA binding. Bases 126 to 809 code for a protein of 227 amino acids. NCBI's taxonomy places the organism in Eukaryota, Metazoa, Chordata, Actinopteri, Clupeiformes, Clupeidae. Gene Ontology annotation, cellular component: U2 snRNP. Gene Ontology annotation, biological process: mRNA splicing, via spliceosome. The record is from RefSeq and is a predicted model, not a curated record. The transcript has 7 exons.
CAUGCUUGCUCUGGGCGGCAGUUCUAGACGACAGACUACUUCCGGUCGGCAGCGUGUUAAGUUCAAAAUUAGCCGUAGUCCAAAUUUCAACAGUAAGGUGCAACGUUACUUGAAUAUAGGUCGAUAUGGUGAAGUUGUCUGCAGAGUUGAUUGAGCAGGCCGCUCAGUACACAAACCCCGUGCGAGAUAGAGAACUUGAUCUUCGUGGUUACAAAAUACCUGUCCUGGAAAACCUUGGCGCCACGCUGGACCAGUUUGACACCAUUGAUUUCUCUGACAAUGAAGUCAGGAAGCUUGAUGGUUUUCCCUUGUUAAAACGGCUUAAAACUCUGAUAAUGAACAACAAUAGGAUAUGCCGAAUAGGUGAAAACCUUGAACAAUCCUUACCAAGUAUGAAGGAGCUCAUUCUCACGAACAACAACAUACAGGAGCUGGGUGAUCUGGACCCUCUUGCCACAGUGAAGACACUGACUCUCCUCAGCCUGUUAAGAAAUCCUGUAACCAACAAGAAGCACUAUCGACUCUAUGUAAUCAGCAAAAUCCCUCAAGUUCGUGUUCUUGAUUUUCAGAAAGUGAAGCUAAAGGAACGGCAAGAGGCGGAGAAAAUGUUCAAAGGCAAACGAGGUGCUCAGCUUGCAAAGGAUAUUGCCAAGCGUACUAAAACGUUCACCCCAGGGGCUGUACUUCAGGCUGACAAGAAAAGGGCAGGGCCCACUCCUGCUGAUGUGGAGGCUAUAAAGGCAUGUGUAGAUUGUGUCCUUCAUGUAUUUAUUUCUGUUUCUGUCAUCUUGGUUAGGAAAUGUUGCUAAUGUCCAC